Diaporthe batatas is the source of this 2439-nucleotide messenger RNA. RefSeq lists its product as uncharacterized. The record is from RefSeq and is a predicted model, not a curated record. The transcript is spliced from 5 exons. Gene Ontology annotation, cellular component: cytoplasm; fungal-type cell wall. The coding region runs from base 714 to 2039 and encodes 441 amino acids. Gene Ontology annotation, molecular function: 1,3-beta-glucanosyltransferase activity. Gene Ontology annotation, biological process: fungal-type cell wall (1->3)-beta-D-glucan biosynthetic process. NCBI's taxonomy places the organism in Eukaryota, Fungi, Ascomycota, Sordariomycetes, Diaporthales, Diaporthaceae.
UGCAAGUGCAAGUGCAAGUGCAAGUGCAAGUGCAAGUGCCAGUACCAUCCAUCAUCGUACGUGCAAUCUGCCGGUGGGGGCACUGUGAAUCAUUGAACCAGUACAGAUGCAGCACAGCAUAUCUGUUUGCUGGCAUCGCAGGUAGGCAAGGGUAGUCCAACCCCAUGUUCAUGUUGACAGCGAGUGCUGUGUGAUCCUGCACGCGCUACUGGUACUCCGUACGGUAGGUACAUCAUCACAACCAGGCGUUAUUACCACGCUUGCCUGUCCUUUUGUUCCUUGUGUCGUAGGCUUGCCGUCCACUUCUGUCUCUUCUGUUUACUCCGUCUCCCCCACCUGUCGGUGUCCUGUCAGUCGUUCCUGCUACGAGUUGUUUGCAAGCCUCCAGGGCUGUUUGUUUCCCUUUGGACUGAAGCGGGUCUGUGACGGACAAAACGGGAAGGAGAAGGAGAAGGACACCCACUCACCUGCCCGUCACUCGAAAACAUCAAUCACAGCGGUCAGGGAACAGCAGGCCCUUCGUCGGCUCGACUUCUGCGACCUUGCCCUGCCCACCCCGAUCAAUAAGCUUCGAGUCUGCCACCAUUUUUGGUACUCAGUACUCGCAUCCAUCAUCGACGACCAGGUACCAUCCUUACGACCCUGACCUUGUGAUCAUUCAAGCACUCUCACUUGGAUACCCGAUUUUGGACGGCCGCCAUUCCAAAUCCGCCAUGAGACUCUCUUACGCCUUGUCUCUGGCCCUGCUGGGUGCCGUGCACGCCGCCGUUUCCACAAUUUCCGCCCACGGCAACAAGUUCUUCUACGAGAACGGAACUCAAUUCUUCCUCAAGGGCGUUGCCUACCAGCUCACUUCGGACGAUCCCCUCCUCGACUCGGAGCAGUGUGCCCGCGAUGUAGCCCUGAUGCAGGAUCUCGGUGUCAACUCUAUUCGCGUCUACCACGUUGAUGCCGCCAAGGACCACUCCAAGUGCAUGUCCACCCUGGCCGAUGCUGGCAUCUAUCUCCUGGUUGACCUUGACACCUUUGAUACUUACAUACUCCCGACUAGCCCAUGGUGGAACCAGACACAGUAUGAACGGUUCACCGAGGUUAUGGAUGAGUUCCAAAAGUAUGACAAUACUCUUGGCUUCUUCGUCGGCAAUGAGGUCAUUGCCAUGGCCUCGCAGAGCAUGGCCGCUCCCUUCAUCAAGGCUGCAGCCCGGGACUUGAAGGCAUACCGCAAUUCCAAGGGCUACCGCAAUAUCCCCGUCGGAUACUCUGCGGCCGACAUUGCUGAAUUGCGGCCGAUGCUGCAGGAUUUCCUCACAUGCGGCGGAGACCCUUCAGACAGCGUCGAUUUCUUCGCACUCAACAGCUACGAGUGGUGCGGCGAUGUAGACUUCCAGACGUCCGGCUACGCCAACCUCCAGGCUGGUGCUGCUAACUUCCCCGUCCCUAUCUUCUUUUCCGAGACCGGUUGCAAUACUGCCCGGCCUCGUACAUUCGAGGACCAGGCUGCCAUAUUUGGAGAGGACAUGAUUAAUGACUGGAGUGGCUCAAUAGUUUAUGAGUGGAUCGAGGAGACGAACGACUACGGUCUGAUCUCAUACGGACCGCCUGUCCCUGCUACUGCUACCGGUAGCAACAUUGCCGACGGCUUCACGCGACAGGGCACCCCGACACCCGUAUCUCCGGACUUCUCCAACUUGAAGGCGCAGUGGGCCACGCUCAACCCAACUGGCAUCAUGAGCUCCGACAUGGAUACCAAGUCUUUGUCCACGCGACCAUGCCCCGCGUCGACCACUGGGUCCUUGGGCUGGCUCCUGAAUGGCGACGUUCAACUCCCCACGGUCGGCGAGACCCUCGUCGGAACAACUUAUGCGACAUCUGAGCCGACCGGAUCAUCAUCCUCGAACGGUGCCACGGAUGCCAACUCGACAAGCACGUCUAGCUCUCCAACUUCGAGCUCGGAGAGUCCUGCCAGCUCGACCAUGGAGUUCACCAAGAUGACUGCGGCACUUUUGGGCCUGCUGAUGUCCAUUACGCUGAUGCUGUGAUUGGACAUCACGGCGUGCCUGGCGACUGAAUGAUGAGCGUUGCGAGACACGAGCAAGUGCAACUAGCCCAUGAGAGAUGGUGCGGAAUGAGAUGGCGCCGUUGAGGAUACGUAUUCUCUUCCAUCCAUAGGCGUUUUGAACGUGACAGAGGGUUGUUGCUCCACCUUCGUCGUAAUGGCUCAGUUUCAUCAGUGGUAGCAGAGACACUUAAUGGUGUUGAAGGCCGAUAAUGUCAGAGAAAGAACAACAUACAGCUAAGGAGAUUCUACCCACAGGGAAAGAUUAUGGCACAGGGUAAUCAUUGUUCUUGUUUUUGCAUCACUAGAGCAGCUGCCUGGUUUUCUACAGUGGACAGUCUAAGCUUCAUUACAACUAGAAAAUGGAAGCGCACAUCACCAGU